Blumeria graminis f. sp. triticale is the source of this 5496-nucleotide messenger RNA. The record is from the annotation of a GenBank genome assembly. Lineage: Eukaryota; Fungi; Ascomycota; Leotiomycetes; Helotiales; Erysiphaceae.
AUGGUUAAGCAACAGCCAGUAUCGACUAGUCUUGGAAAUAGACAACAGCACCAUAGACCAAGUAAAAAAUCCUAUGGGAAGAUAACAGCGAGCCUGCAAUAUCCUAAGGAAGGCCCUAAUUGUAGUGCAACCGAUGAUGCUCCCAACAGCUUCGAGGUCCGAAGGCCUUUGGUGGAACCAUUCGCAACAACGGAUAAUUUACCUCGCACUAGAAUCUCAACCAAGAUGAAAAAAGCUAACGUCUUCUGGUCGCGAUCGAGAUUUAACAAGAAUGGAACAACGGACGUUGAAACCGAGGGCAAUUCAAAAUUCUCGCCAACAUUUCCCAAAGCUGGUUUCAAGAGACGCCCUAGACAAAAACAACUCAUUAAUCCAGGUGUAUCCAAUGCUGUACCUGAAAUUCACGAUGGUACUUGCCGAACGAACAACUCAUGGUCGAUGCGAAAGAAUCAAGUUGUUCAGCAAGUUGCAUGUGGACUUCCUUUCAAGCAAAAUUCCGAAAAUAAUGAGUCAAUCGAACCAGCUCCAUACCGGAAGAGGUCGGGCUUCAAGUCCUUCUCACAAUCAGCACUUGAUAUAAAUAGACGUCAUACCACAUUCCGCCAUCAAGAUACUACGAAGAAGGUUACUUUUGUGGAAGAUGAUCACAGACAAAUGUCCGUUCCAGCUCAUAGAUCAUUGAAUCAAGCCGCAGUAAGAGACAGCCGUCAUUUGGAGGGCAGAGACGUUUAUCGAGGGGCUCACACGCCAAAUAUUACCAAACAGUCCUCGCAGCCACAACGAACAGAAACACCGACCGAUCUUGACUACCGGCCGAUUGGUGCUUACAAACAUGGCUCUCUUAGAAUUAUGAAUGGCACCGCAAGCCCCGCUAUAGGUACCGAUCGGGAACUAGAUGAAGACUGUAGCUCUUCUCACAAUCAGAAUGAUCGACUUCACAAUCUUAACAAGCACAAAAUCCCUACACAUAUGCUCGGUAGCAAUGAAAAUUUGCGGCCAGCCAGCAGGGCAAUAAAUCAGGUUAGAGGAUCGAGUCUUGAGUAUCUCACUCUUGACAUUCAUAAUACAAACUUGGACUUCGAUGUUGAAAUGUUUAGUGCUUCGGGGGGACAAGGUGCACACAACAGUAAUGUAUCUGAGACGGUAAGAUCUUGCAAUGAUCUCCCUCGUAGAACUACCCGGCAAAAAUUAUCACUCGCAUCCCAAAGAGAAAAUAAAGUGCCAGAAACUCCAAGUAGACCUCCAACUACCAAAGAUCGACAAUUUCAAGGGGAAUUGUUGUGUUCUAGAGCCCACGGUUCGAUACCUGAUAGCUGGGACAAAGAAGUUUCUAAUAUUCCUAGCCUAGUUGAAGAUAUAUUGUCUCACACCAUGUGCUCUGUGAAUGCUGAUAGUGGAUAUAGUUCAAAUGACUCUCUACGAUCGUGUAGGAACAAUGUCACCUCAAAAAUGGGAGAAGAUGAUACACCUGCACGUCACUUAUCGUCAAGCCCAUUUUCCUUUGUUUCCACAUCUAUUGGGGAAAAUAUUUCACCAAAACAUAGAGGAGAGCUACAUGACGCAAUACCUCAAGACAUAAUGCAUGGUAAUGACACAAACCCAGUCUUGGAAAUUAAAUUUAGAGAAGUCAGCUUCUCAGCCAGCUCUAAAAAAUCUUUGAGCGCUGAAAUAGUAACCGAGAACUUUUGUACUGCCGAUGGUCAAUCUCACAACUCGUUUGGUCUCGACUAUUCAAUCCGACCCUUGUCAGUAAUAAAUAAGGGUCAAGGAAUUCGGAAUGUGGAAUUUUCGAUUCCCAAGCCACCACAACGAAAAUCUACUACCAAAGUCCAAAGAAGAGCUAAGGAGCGCUCGAGCACCAACUUCCUGGACGGAAGUCCCAAGAAAGCUUCGAGAUCUAGCAGAUUAUCUCAACUCAACAAAAAGGAAAAAGAUCAGGUAAAUCCAAGCAUUGAAAAUCAUGAUGACUGUAAAAGAUCUAUCUUCAAUUUUUGUACAGAAAUAUCUACUUCGAGUUUGGAAAAUUUAGAGAAUCUAGAGCCUCCGGAUCACUCAAUAAAACCUAUAGUUGUCUUGAAAGAAGAUGAGGAAGAAAACAAAAUGCAGUCUAAUUAUCAUAGAUCGCAACCCGAUACGCCCAUUCAAGAACUGGGAAAUAUGGCUAUCUCGCAAAACAUAUUAAUAGGGAGCGAAACUCGGGACAUCACGGCUCAUAACCUACGGUUAUCGGGCACACCUGUGACUGCGAGUCCGAUAAACCAGUCUAAGUUAGCUCAUGAUUUCUACAAGUCUGAUGGUGAGGAUCAAAGAAGAAUAAAAGCUGAUGAGACAACCGAACAAAAAGACCAACAAGUGCACUAUAUCGCAAUCAACCAGUUAAAACAACCUGAUUCCUCAUUCGAUCAUAACUCCUUCAAAUUUCAAAAUUCUACAGACUCUGAGGAUCAGACGGUAAACAAAUCGGCUCCACUUCAAUUGCGACAAAAUGUGACUUCAGAUGUCACAGACGAGGUGUGCUCUAAACCAUCUUGUGAAAAAGAAGUUCAGACCGAAGAGGUUUAUGAACUGUUUAAUUCUGAAGUAACUACUCACCUAGAACAAUGUGUCACCGGUGGUUUGAAGCGCAGAGAAGAUCAAAGUAUGCUUACAAAAAAGGGAAGAGUAGAACAAAGUGGACCGCGACGCACUGUUCCUACGCUGGUCGCAGAAUUCCAAGCGAGAGGAACCUCUCAAUCAAGCACCCAUCCAACCACAAAAAAGUGUGUUAGUUUCGUUUGCGCAGAACCUAUAAAUUCAAAAGAGGACAAUACUACGAAAAUAGAGACUGCAACUUCCAACAACUUCUCAUCUAAAUCACUCAAAGCCCCUAUUCAAAAAACUAACCUCCCCAACGAUUCCAUUCCUCAAGUACUAAAUCAUUUUAGUGAAAAAUCCUUCAUUACAGUGUCGGCAUCCGACCUAGCUGAAUCAAGUGGCCUAUGCUCAAAGUCACCUCAAGAGCUAACUUCAACAAAAAGUGAGAUUUUAGCCAUUGGUCUAGACAAAGCGUCUAGUGAAACAAAUAACAGGGGAGAAGUUCCGAGUCGGGAAAACAAACAACCUCAGACACUUAUAAAUGAUUCUAGCUUCGGGAAAACUAUUACUACAGUAAUUAGCACACCGGUACCUGUUGGUUCGUCAGAGAGUGGGCAUAUAACACCUAAAAGAUAUCGCCGAAAGCUACAAAGCUCUAAGACUUUAGCAGAAAAUUCAAGUCAAACUCCACAAACAAUUUUGUGUAAAGAUUCAGGAAAGCAAUUAGCCGAGAAAAAUUUCAGGUCGCAGAUUACUCGGAAGUUAAUCUCUGAGGCGAACAAUUCACCAAAUUCAGAUCUUGAAACUUGUGUAAGUUCUCCAAAAGAAUUGACUGCCAUUCCGCCAAAAUCUCCUCUACAUGAUUCACUUCUAUCUGCACACGGAAGUCAGCGACAGGAAUGGAGAAAGAAUUCUUCAAAUUUUCACAAGACAUCAAGAUCUCCUGAGUCUCGUGAUAGAGUUUGCGAUCAGCCAGUUCGGGAAAAUAUCACUGAUAUGAGCGCAAAUUUCAAGACUAGGGAUAGAUUUAACAAGAAUGAGCCUGUGUCACAGAUUGGGUCUUUAGUUCCACAAGGACUAGACCCUCAACAGAAGAAUAGUAGAGUGCCAAGCCCUCGUCAAAGCCGUCGAUCGCACCCGCCCCAAGUUCACGCUAACAAGCGUCGCCAAAACUGGAUGUUUACUCAGCCUCCUCCUCUCGCACCCAAGGUCCAGAACUUCUACAGCUACAUUGAGAGCACCCAAAAACAAAAACAGAUAGAAGAAUCUCUUAAGAUGCAGAGUACAAGUAUGCCUUCAACACCAAUUCAAGCAAAGAUGAUAAACGAGAGUAACGAUAUAUCCACAUUCAGGAAUAUUCUAAGGAAAUGUAAGAGUGCAUACUUUUCUGAAGAUAAUUCGACAUGUGAGCAGAAAAUUAAUUUACUCAGCCCUAAUUUGCCAUCUCAGCAGUCUCAAAUGCAAGAAGAGUGCUUAGCGGGACCUGUCGAAAUCCAGACCACCAAUAAAAUUAAAAGACAGCCCAGUCGUCGAAACAGUGAUUUAGGGCCACAAGAUUUAAACACAAGACCUAAAUGGGACUCUAAUGAAAAAAUAUUGUCAGAUCAGUUGCAAAACCAUUGCGUUAUAAAGUCAGAGCCACUAGACCGAUUAUCUACGGCGAUAAUCGGUAGAAUCGAACCUAUAACGAAAUGUCAUUCCAAGCAUAAAAUUGCCAGUAUGAAUGCAAAUCUCGUAAACGACAAAGUUCAAGUUCCCACAAGUCCACCAUCAUAUUAUGAUGAGAUGAAAUUCAGGAGUGACGGUGAAAUAAUUGUCUCUGAGCCUAGCUGCGAAAGCACUAAGCUAACGCCAGAGAAAUUGAACUUAUAUUUGGAAGCUGAAAUUUUGGAUAACAUUCUCCAAUCACCCGAUAGUCGAUCCGAGUUCAAUUGCCCUAGCUCUAUCGAUACAUUGCCAUCACAAAGAAAAAGUAUGUGCGGAAAAAGUCCUAGAGGGGAUGCUCCACCACUACCAUAUCGAAGCUUAUUGCGGAAGUCCCACUCUUCAAAUUUUGUUGUGGGGCUAAAAUCAACUGAAGAUCAUGGAAGUCCUCCUUUGUACUCCCCGGAUUCAGAUGGAAUAUUGAGUGUAGGGAAGAGGGUUGAGACACAAGAAUUCCCCUCCGCUUCUCUUGCAUCUCGAAUAGAACAAAGAAAUACGGCUAUAGAAUCUUAUAAAAAUUCUGCACAUGAACUUCAAACCUCACCUUAUGAACUUGCAGCACAUCCUCUUUCCACAACCCCGAUAGUACACUCAAAUAUUAACAAUUCGAAAAAUAGCUCGACACCAACGAAAACCCCCGAAAAAUCCCCAUAUCAGAGUCAAUCGCCCUCAUUGACCUACAAUAGGUUAUCUUCAAUCAACUCUCUACCGUCUCAGAUUAGAGAUUCAAGGCUGGUGAGCCCCAGAGCUUCAAUUCCACCGUUAAACUUUGAAAGCAAAGAUACUUCGGAUACACUUUCUAAGAAAGAGAUAUCUUUUAGUUCAAAAGAAAACUGUCGAAGUACAACUAGUUAUAGUUCAAGGAAUGAUUGGAUCGAUAGCUCUGAUCCGGACAAACCUCAAGGCUCGAAGAAUCUGGCAGACCCUGAUUCCAGAUCCAGUCUUUCAAUCACGACUAACUUCCCCACUAUUCCAAAGAGUAUUAGCACGUAUCACCAAUCGCUAUCUCCACUACCUUCAACAUUCCACACUUAUUCAUCUAGCACAGCUACUUCACUCUAUCAGAAAAGCUCUGGAAUACCGACAACUCCAUCAGUGUUGAUGAGCCCUGUUUCAAGUAUAAGUAAUGAAGAAGAACGGGAUAUCUUAGUACUAACAGCUGGAUGGAGAAAAUGUGCUGCACUGCCAUACCGUAUGCAGAAUAAUAUUGAGAAAUGA